AUGUCACUGCCCAGCUUCGUCCUCACACCAGCCGGAAGCUCAGAAGCACAGCAACCAGCGUUAAAGGCGAGAAAGUUGACGCACGGCUGGGCUGUCCCGACCUCGAUCGCGGCCGACGACCCUGAGCCCAGCCACGCCGAGGAGCAGUCGAGCACGAUUCAGGACGCAUUUCUCCCUCUACAAGCCGCCGAAUUCCCCAUGCUGCAGCAAAGCAACCCCGGUUCGUGCAUAGAGCCUCGGAUGAUGGACAUUGCUGCUACUGCUGAGGAAUUUCUGUUCCCAGUCACGUCCCGGGGCGAAGCCGCUUCGUUAGAUCCUUGGCUCAAUGUACCAGACUGCCAAUCCGAGCCCUCAAUAUUCCAACCUGUACCGACGCAGCAAGUUUUCGAUGUUUUUCAGCCGCUAUGGUCGUCCGGAGAAGUGGCUUUUGAGCCUCCCGACUUGGAGAAUUUCAGUGCAGUGCCGUAUCCUGAAGGGGCCCCGAUUUCAGGAAGUCUAGAGACCCUGAAACAGAGCAUAGGGCAGUUUCAACUGCCUUCCGACGCCAUACCACCUGCGGAGGGUAUUCCACAACUGACAAUAGGCCCUCAGAACCAAGCAGAAUCAAAGGCGAAGAAUGGAAUAGCUCGAGGACAGAUUAUCGACCAAGUGCUGGACACCCUGCGCCAGAUGGAUAACAACAUCAGAGCUUCAAACCGACUACACAUGGCCGAUAUAGCCAGCCUUGAUUAA
Trichoderma reesei QM6a is the source of this 732-nucleotide messenger RNA. RefSeq lists its product as uncharacterized. The record is from RefSeq and is a predicted model, not a curated record. Bases 1 to 732 code for a protein of 243 amino acids. NCBI's taxonomy places the organism in Eukaryota, Fungi, Ascomycota, Sordariomycetes, Hypocreales, Hypocreaceae. The transcript has 2 exons.